GGGACACCUGAGCAGUAGCGUCACACCUUGUUCAGACUUCCAUCAACACACAUUAAGACAGAAGUGUUACAGUAAACACUGCCUUUCACGCGAAUUCUGUCCCUCGUCUUAUUCAGAAACGCUACGCGUAUUAGCCGAGCCUGGACAUCGCCAUACCAUUGUCGUUGUAUGAGACAGGUGUCUUCUCUAUUGAGAAUCAUGUCGGCGCGCUUUUCAGUUCAACCCAUAGGCCGCUUUGCUGGUGCAAGUCAGCCUGUCAAAAGACCAAAGGAGUUUGCCUGCUUCUCAUACGACGACAACCAUGAGUUUCACCUAGACGACUCAUCUCUCAAGUACUAUUACACACCACAGCUUGGGGCUGACCUCUCCAAAGGCUUUGAUACAUUUCAGAAGUUGGACGAUACCGGAGACGAUCACCUUGACAGUCUCCUCAAGACUAUCGCUGCGCACGAGCAAGAAACAGGCAAGAAGAUUGAUGCCAACAUUGUCACAUGGAGAGGCAUGAUGACAAAGAUUAUGGCAGCACCUUUUGACCAGAUGGACGGCUUCGAGAUGAAUGCCACUUUGUAUCAAGAUUGCAUCUUCAUUGAGGAGAACAACGCCUACAAGAUUGCUUCCAGAUCAAAUGAGGGAAACAACAAACGAAGACGAGGACCACCAUUAGAAGUAAUGCAGUUUUGGGGAUACAAGUUUGAAACGUUGUCGACUCUGCCAGCGCCAUGGGCUGAAACGUCCCGCGACUUCAUCGAAAAUCGAGAGAACGAAGCCGUCAACAACAAAGCCCAAUAUUGUUCUGUCGUUCGAACGGGCAUCGGAAAAUCUGUCCUAUGUCUCGGUGGCGAAGUUGAUGCCAUCUGGGAUUCCAAACCUGAAGAAAAGGGCAGCCCCAUCAACUGGGUUGAACUCAAGACAUCAGCCGAGAUUCGCAACCCAGGCGGCAUGGAGAACUUCAAACGUAAGCUCAUGAAGUACUGGAUACAGUCAUUUCUUCUCGGUGUGCCACGCAUUGUUGUCGGUUUUCGCACGCAGGAUGGUAUUCUAGUCGAGGCAAGGGAAAUGGAAACGCAUCGUAUUCCCGAUAUGGUCAAUGCCGACCCGAAUCCCAAAUGGAACGCCGAUAUGUGUGUCAACUUUGCCGCUACUUUCUUAGAGUGGCUAACAGAGAACAUAAACGAUGAGGGCGUUUGGAGAAUAAGACGCGAGCCUCAGUCACCAACAAUCGAGCUAUUCAAGGUGGAGGAGACAGGUCACGGCGAUAUCUUGUCUGAUGAGUUCAAGAAUUGGAGAAUCAAGUUGGCUCUUGGGCCCAGCGAUGCUUCCUGAUAAAUGUUGGGCUGACUUGUGCACGUUAUAGUCAUUGAGGAAAGGUCCUCAUGGUCACUUAAAUUAUUGGAUACAGAUCGUGGACGGACUAUACUCAGAUUCUUACGGUGCUCAAUUAACAAGUCUAGGCUGUGUCUGCAUCUAGUUGUCUACCUGCCAGUAUCGAAACAGCUGCAAUGUAAUGAAGAUUAAAACAAGAGUUGCCUCCGUACCAUCCAUGUUCUUAAAUGCAAUUCCUUACAACGCCCCACGCACCUCGCAGAAAAACAGGAAAACCAAACUAGUAGACCAGGUCAAUGAGAUCAUCCGCGACAUAUCGUUAUAUCGUGAGCGUCAUGCUAGACCGGGGUCGUCAAAUGCUGAUGAAAAUACGGCUGCCAAUAAGCUCCUCGAAGACUCGCUUUUAUCUUCCAUCUGGAAGGCAAACAAUGCAAAAUGAGUAGCAAAAGAAACUGCAUACGAAUCGUACAACAUGUAAGACGCAGUGCCGCCUAUUUUAGGUCAUGCCGCCAUGUUAAAUCGUUCAUCCCUGCUAAGCACGCCUUAGAAUCAGACAGCGGGCCAACGAAUUCGAAGACCGUCUACCCAACGUGAGUAGAGCACGUCGGAUAACUGUUUGCAAUGCUCCAUGCCAGAUCUGGCCUCCUGACCAGGAUAUUUGUUCUCGGUGGCCAACUUCUCAGGGUCAAAGUUCUUCUCGUACAUGGUAGGAGUAUCAGCAUGACGGCGUCGAUGGCUGCGCAAAUGAGGAUUGUUUGAAGCCAUGACGAGUUUAGUUGGACUCGACGCAGGGGUGGUGUUCUUGACAACCACAGUACCUUGCGGGGUGCCGUCACCAGGAAUCUUCUGAGCGGGCUGUCGAAGGAUCGUUGCGCUGAGCUUGUUGUCUUGAGAGAUUGAUGAUACCAUGCUCGUCAUAAGGUGAUAGGCCCCCUCAGGAUCAACUGCGUCCAAUGCUGCGAAAGCAUCAGAUAAUUUGGCCAGCGCUUCUCGCUUCUGCAUCGCAGAGGUUUGAGCGUGCAGCUCGGCCAGAGAAGGCUCCACAGCUUUGUUGUACAAGCGUCUCCCCAGUACAGCCUCUUUGCCAUACGGUUCAACAGAAGUUGUGGUAGGACGGGGAAGGUUCUCAUCACAGAAGACAUCGUCGGGGGAGACUGGUCGGUUCCCUUGACUCCCAUUUGAACCAUCUGAAGGGACUCUUCUGAAAAGACGCAUAGUCGAUCCCGAAUUGCCAAACGACAUAUCGGGUUGGAGAGGUCUCUUAGGAGCGAUGGAACCCCGGGGAGAACCAGGCCGCAUUGAUGUUUCUUGAGCUAAAGACGGUGCUCGUCGGACCGUUGACUUCCUGACAGUACCCGGGGCGGGAGAAGUUCCUCCAAGAGGACCAUCCUUGACAUCUAGCUUCUUCAUCGCCUCCUCGGCAUUCCAGAUGGAUGAGGGCUUUCGGUGCUGCUUGAUCGUCGGCCUCUUGGGAGGUGGUGCGACAGAUUUUACUGUGUCAAAGACCCAUUCCUGCUGCUCAUCCUUAGGGGUCAUACUUUGAAGGGUCUCUUGAUAGUAAAUAGGAUGCUUCUGUCUGUUCUGGUUGGCGUCCCACAUCUGUCGACGAGCAAUAAGUUCCUGCAAAGCCUCCACCUUGCCCGCGUUACGGAUGAAACGGUGGCGUAGUAGGUCCUUUGCGGAUGGUCGACGGUCAUAGUCCUUGGUGAGGCACUGUGCAAUGAAGUCCUUGAAAUCUUUGCUAAAGUUGCCCUCAAGACGGGGAGCCGGAUUUUUCGGGAUGUGAAAGAGGACCUUCAUGGGGUGGAUGUGACACAAUGGGGGUUCGCCGUUGGCCAUCUCCAUAGCUGUGAUACCCAGAGACCAAAUAUCGGCCUUGAAGCUGUAGCCGUCUUGUUGAAUCACCUCCGGGGCCAUCCAGAAAGGUGUUCCGACAAAAGUGUUUCGCUGCGAUUUGAUGUUGGUCAAUUGGGCUGCAACUCCAAAAUCGGCAAGCUUGACUUUGCCGGUCUCGGAUAAGAGAACAUUGGCCGCCUUGAUAUCUCUGUGAAUCUUGCCCUCAUUGUGAAGGUAUUGGAUGCCCAGUAGCAGUUCGCGA
Molecule: messenger RNA, 3421 nt
Organism: Fusarium odoratissimum NRRL 54006
Lineage: Eukaryota; Fungi; Ascomycota; Sordariomycetes; Hypocreales; Nectriaceae
Product: protein RAI1
Exons: 9
Coding region: 169-1323 (384 amino acids)
Biological process (GO): nuclear-transcribed mRNA catabolic process; NAD-cap decapping
Cellular component (GO): cytosol; nucleus
Molecular function (GO): mRNA 5'-diphosphatase activity
Source: RefSeq, a predicted model, not a curated record